CUGGGUCCCUGGAGGGCUGGGCCCCUGAGACAGGCAGUGCCCUGCUCUGGGGGCAGCAGUUGCUGUAACAGCAGUUACAGCUGCCCGUUGCUCUGAACGCCCUGUUGGUCUGUUUGCUCAGGAUGCAGCCAUCAGAAACCUGCGGCCCCUUCCGGGGGCUGGAAACCAUCUACAAGUCAGGGAAGAGGUGGGUGCUAGUGCUGGAGCAGUCCAACCCCAACAUCACCUGGUUUGCCUGGGUCUACCAGCACCUGCUGGAGAACACAUGCCUACUGUUCUUCAUGUCCGUGGCCCUGAUAGCUGUGAUCUACUUCAACAUCCAGGUGGUGAGAGGCCGCCAGAAGGUCAUCUGCCUGCUGCAGGAGCAGAUUGCCAAUGAAGGGAAGGAUAAGCUGUUCCUCAUGGAGAAGCUCCGCUCCGUGUACAAGUACAGAGGCAGGCGCUCCUGAGUGCCAGGAAGGAAUGGGAUGGAACAGACUCUGCUUGCAGCUGGGACUGAAUCUGUGCAUCAGAGCACAGCGCUGGAAGCUGGGGGACCAUGGAGUGCUGGGGAAGAUCCUCCUCUUGCCAUGGCCAAGGACCCGUUGGGAGGUGUCAUUGGGAGUGCUGCAUCCCAGGGAUGCAGGAGCUCCUGCUGCCUGGAGCUGCUGGGAUGCAGCAGGCGCGGGACCCAGCCUGCCUACACACCCCAGGGCACAGCAGGACUGCUUCACCUCACAGCCCUGCUCCAUGGGGCUCACUACUUGCAGAGAACUGCCCUUCAGCUCUCCCUCCUGCCAGCGUGCCCUGGCUGUUCUCAGAAUCCUUUGGGGACCAUGAGCUUUCUCCACAACCACCUUCACCUGCCUAGGGGCAGCAGGCUUGGGGCCAGCUCCAGCCCAGUGCUCACCAGGAGAGCAGCAGGCUGACUGCGGCCACACAAACGAGGUCACUGGGCCACCCCCAGCACCGCCUGGUGGGACAGACCUGGAGGAAUCUCCGUGCUGCCGAGGGCUGGGCUGGGCAGGGCUCUGCGGGCCCAAUUAAAGUGCUGCUGUGCGGGAGUGCUCGGGCUGGUGUCUGGACCUGUCGGGCUGGAAGCAGGCAGGGUUGGUGUCAGUGCUGCUGGUGGUGGUGACUCAGCAGCAGUGUAGGGCUGUGCUCGGGCUCCUUGGCACAGCCUGCUUUCCCUUGGAGUGCCUGGGGCAGAGCCCACACUGCUGGA
Messenger RNA from Zonotrichia albicollis (white-throated sparrow), 1204 nucleotides. The record is from RefSeq and is a predicted model, not a curated record. NCBI's taxonomy places the organism in Eukaryota, Metazoa, Chordata, Aves, Passeriformes, Passerellidae.